AUGGCUGGGGAGCCGGCAGCACCACGCCACGCCUACGCGACCCUCCUCCUCAACGACGGCUACCUGCCCGGCGCACUCGUCCUCGCACACUCGCUACGCGAUGCGCGCACCAGCAAACCGCUCGUCUGCCUCGUCACUCUCGAUUCGGUCUCUGCCGACGCGGUCACCCAGCUCAAAACUGUCUACGACCAUGUCAUCUCCGUGCCCAGGAUACGCAACCCCGAUCCGGGGAACCUGUACCUCAUGAAUCGCGCAGACCUGCAUUCGGCCUUUACAAAGAUCAAUCUUUGGAAGCUGGUCCAGUGGGAGAAGAUUGUAUACAUUGACGCCGACGUCGUGGCCUAUCGCGCUCCGGACGAGCUGUUCACGCUCGGUGCCUCUUUUGCUGCAGCACCCGACAUUGGAUGGCCUGAUCUCUUCAACUCGGGCGUCAUGGUCCUCUGUCCUGACCUGGGCGAGUACCACGCCCUCAGCGCCAUGGCCUCGCGCAGCAUAUCUUUCGAUGGAGCCGACCAAGGUCUCCUAAACAUGCGCUUCAAGGACUCUUGGCAUAGACUGAGCUUUGCGUACAAUGUCACGCCCAGCGGUCACUAUCAAUAUGUCCCAGCUUACAGGCACCUUUCCUCGACGAUCAACAUGGUGCACUUCAUUGGUAACAACAAGCCCUGGUUUGCAGGCAGGGGGCAGGAGGGCGGCCCCUAUGGGGAGAUGGUGGGACGAUGGUGGGCAGUGUGGGACAGGCACUUCAGGGAGGGGCCUGGCGACAGUUUGGUCCAUUACUACACGAGCGGUGAGUGGCGGCCGCAAGUUAAUUAUGGGAUCGCAAAGGGGUCAACCGCUGAGUCUGCUGGACCGCGCGACAACCACCGCGAGAGCUCUCAACAAGACACUCACCAUGACCACUCACACGGACAACGGGAGUCUCCUCAGCAGGGUGGUGGCGAAAUUCAUGCGCAGAUGCAAGACAGUCCACAGCCGCCUGGCGAUAGCUCAGGACAACGGCAGCAGCAAGCACACCACCACCACCACCACCACCACCAGUAUCAGCAGCAGCCGCAUGAGCAUGAGCAUGAGCACGAGCAUCCUCACGGUCAGCAACAGGAAGCAACCUCAGGGCACUCCUCCAGUGAUCCACCCAAGGAAGAACAGAAGUCAAUUCCUGAGCCGGGGCCACUGCCAACAGCAAGCUGGGAUGCGCAGUGGCAUCCUCCUCCGUCCGACUCCAAGCCUGAAGCUGUCAACUUCCCGUCCACUGUCUACACCAUGUCUCAGGAUCCCACGCCUUUUGUCCCACCAGACAGAUACCCAAGUCCGCCCAAGAACAUGUGGUAUGAGGUUCCCAAGGAGCCGCCAGCGCCGGCAGCCCAGCCACCAAAACAAGUUUUCCCUUGGGAGAGUCACCAGCCUAAGCCCUCCCGCACCUUCACCAACGCCACGCCUCUACCCGAUCUCAGUACGCAAACCACCGCAGUCGAGCCCAAGGAAACCGAGAAUGCUUCGGCGCCUGCCACGCCUGUUACGCCUACCAUCCGGGUGCACAGGCCGCCGGCAGAAUCGUGGGGCACUUUCCAGCUCUCGAAUGCCUGGGACGAGAUUCCUCAGAUCAACCGCUACGUUGAUUCUUUGCAGCAACAUCGUCGCGGCAAGACCUUGGCUUCAGUCAGCUCGCCGACAGGACCCACCAUACCCAAACAGAAGGAAUUACGCGGCUUCAAGCUCACAGACUUUCCCUCGGAAGUCGAGCGACCUUCGCUACCGGUCACACCGGCGCCUAUCGCCCGACCCUCAUUCUGGGGCACGGAGGAGCAACCAAAGCGGACCGAGGGAGCACACGACGCGGGCGACGCCACGGCCCUCCCCAUGGCCGAGGGCGUGCCCGGGCAGUCGGAAUGGGACCCCGAGACGCAAUUACGGAAGCUGGCGCAGCAGCAGUACGAGCACGUGCUCCAGAAGCUGGCAACCGACAAGGGAGGGGAGGGGGGAGGGGCUAAGAAGCAGAAGAUGACUAUACCCAACCGCAGCUUGCCGUUUGGUUCGGAGGACGUGUUGUCGCCGACGUAUAAGCCGCGGCAUCCACCCAAGAAGGAGGAGGAGGAGGAGCGGGAAGAUAGGUCGACGUACAUGGGGAAGCCGGUCGCCGGAAGGGCACCAACGCCAGGGCCGGCGUUGACAUUAGGACUCAUGGACUCGCCGCUGUCGAGGAGGGGCAAGUCUUGA
Molecule: messenger RNA, 2217 nt
Organism: Emericellopsis cladophorae
Lineage: Eukaryota; Fungi; Ascomycota; Sordariomycetes; Hypocreales; Bionectriaceae
Exons: 3
Coding region: 1-2217 (738 amino acids)
Cellular component (GO): cytoplasm
Molecular function (GO): glycosyltransferase activity
Source: RefSeq, a predicted model, not a curated record